UUAUUUAAGAAAUAUAUUCAUAUAAAGAUACCAUACUAAUACCAUCACCAUGUCGGCAAGCAAACAACAAGUCAGUACAUGUAAUUAUUACGAUAAUAAUAUACUAGUAAAUUAGACCGGCCGUGCUACUUACAUUCCAUUUCGGACAAGUCUAAAUAGAGCACAAAAAAGGUAAUUACACACGUAACGUCUUACGUCUCGUUCAUGCAACAAUGCGUGGGCUACUCCAACUAGAUCAUAAUAAACAAACUCCGCGAGCUUACUUUCUGCUCGCUAUAAUCUUUAGCGGAAACGUAAGUGAGCUGGUUGGUUACCACUUUCCCCCUCUUUGGCACAUUACACGGUCCGAUUGAGAAUCCAGUAACUCCUCGCACUGAGGGCCACUGAGCGGUGUAUUGUGUUCGGACGUGUCAUCGCAGAUAUGCGGUAAGUUACCAUGGGAUGUCAGAUGACGGUUUUUUUUACAUCUUCCCUAGAAUUAAUGCGGGUGUGCUGGAGAUCAAACGUGCUCAGUGUUAUGUUUUAAUUUGUCGUACCCAAUGGGUAUAAAGCUGAUUGUACUGUUGGGCUUAUUGCUGGGGGUGCUGUACUGCAUUCACCUGCUGGUCCAGGAUUACCAGGCACUGUCCGCGCCGCGGAUGCUGUUCAGGUUCCUUUUCAAAAGGGAUGUCAACGCCCAAAACUAUACGAAACCACACGUUCGCUGGAGAAGGAUUCUGCUUCACGACCCAAUCCAGUGCGCCCGAUACCUCUACUGCGACCUGGGGGCCCGGCCAGCCGACACCGAACCGAGGAAAGGAUUCAUAGUCAUGCUGACAUUAGAUCCUUAUGCAGAGGAUAAGCUUUCUCACGAAGUGUUCGCGAAAGCUUACGAGUCAGGCAAGUUAAACAGCGACGCGGAAUAUUGCAAGAAGAAAUACUACAUGUGUCCUUUCGACGCGGGGUUCCUCUUCGAGAUAAUACAAUACCUGCUUAAAACUUAAGCAAAGUAUAUUGAAGUCAAUAUUAUGCUAAGCCUUACCUCCUCUAUGACCUCAAUUUUAAGAAUAUGGUCUGGAUUUGAUGCACCUGUCACUCAUAUUUUUAAAAUUAUAAACUGUGGAUUGUAAUCUAUUGUAUUGAGUACAUCAAAAUGUCCUCUACUUAGAAAAAUACAUAAUAAAAAAAAAACAGUCGUUCCCGGCGCGUCACUUGUUGGUAUAAGGUAGGGUUUCUGCUCGAGAAUUCUCGAGGCGAGAAAUCUCGAGAAAUUUAGCCUUCAGCGAGGCGGGAAAAAAAGCUCAGUGCCUCGAGAACUCGAGAAAUAAAUCUCUUGUGAUAAGUAAAAAGAAUAAUACGUGAUAUGUCUAUAGUGUAUUUGAUGGGGUGGUUAAAUAAAUGUAAACAAUGGUUUUUUUUUUACAUUUUCAGGUCCUUACUUAAAACAUUUAUUAGUUGACUAACCAAAUAAAAAAAACUACCUUGAUCCGUCCCCUAUCGUGCUGGCUUCAACAGAUUUUCGUGUUUUGAAACUUUUGAAGUACUACCCUCAAAUGUUCAGAAAUUCGUCUCGUUUUAGAUUCUUUACAGUAUUUCGUUUUUUUAUGAAACUAAAAAAAAACAAUCUUGACAUGUCUUUUUUAUUAAAAAACGCUUUGAUG
Messenger RNA from Cydia pomonella (codling moth), 1640 nucleotides. RefSeq lists its product as uncharacterized. The transcript has 4 exons. The record is from RefSeq and is a predicted model, not a curated record. Lineage: Eukaryota; Metazoa; Arthropoda; Insecta; Lepidoptera; Tortricidae. Bases 540 to 983 code for a protein of 147 amino acids.